CCCGAGACGCUUCUGCCCGAACCUCUCGCCUUUUGUCAUGAAGCUGGAGACUUACCUGAGAAUGGCUGAAAUUCCAUACCAGGUCGACUUCGAGGAGCCUCUGGGGCCAAAGGGAAAGAGUCCCUGGAUCUCCUUAAAUGGGGAGGAGAUUGGAGACUCACAGCUGAUCAUAGAGAUGCUCGGCGCUAAGUACGGCAAGGACUUCAGCUCCCACCUGAGCACUGAACAGCUGGCCAUUGCCGUGCUUGGCAGUGUGGCGCUUUGACAUAGAUGCAGGCCAGGCAUUUCUCAACAGCAUAGAAGCCCCGUACAUCCUACGCUUUGUAAUGACAUUGUUCAGGAGGAGGAUUGUGGGUGCAUCCAGGGUGCAGGGCAUGGGGCGGCACAGCCACGAGGAGGUGAUGGAAAUGGGGAGGAAGGAUCUCAAGGCUUUGUCUCUGUGCCUGGGGGUGAAACCCUUUUUAACAGGUGACAGACCUGCUGAGGUAGACUGUGCCUUGUUUGGAUUUCUGGCACAGGUUGUGUGGAACUCUGCUGGCUCUCCUUACCUGCAGAUGCUUGAAA
Penaeus monodon (black tiger shrimp) is the source of this 564-nucleotide messenger RNA. Its product is annotated as failed axon connections homolog. Lineage: Eukaryota; Metazoa; Arthropoda; Malacostraca; Decapoda; Penaeidae. The record is from RefSeq and is a predicted model, not a curated record. Gene Ontology annotation, cellular component: cytoplasm.